CGUCUCGUCACGCACGGAGCACGGUAAAUUAGCUAGCAGAGUAACCACCACACACAGAUACGGAUGUACGCGCAGUUGGUAACGGCAAUCAACGGUAGACUUUGGACCCUCCACUUCCUUCAACCGUAAACCGCUGUUCGCUGUUAGGCAAGCAGUACAAGCAUCGGCACAGAUCUUUUUCGGUGUGUCCAGACAACGUAGCGCACGAUGCAGCGCAACGUGCAAACCGUUCGCCGGAUAAACGUACUCCAGCGUAUCCUGGCCCACCAGCACCCGGCUGUCGCGUCGUGUACCGUGCGGCGUGCCGCCUCCAGCACCGCCAACGAUGGAGCCACCAUCGAGAUCGGCGACGUAACGAUGCAGGUGGAGGCACCCCGUCAUCCGGAGCUGGUACCGACCGGGUACUACUACGGGGCCGAUGGGGGCACCGACAGUCACCUCUCGCAAACCCGGCUACACCAUCUGCGGUGGAUGUUGCAGAAGGAUAAGCUGGGCCAGGAUAUGAUGCUACUGGGGCGACCGGGCCGGUUGCGGCGCCAUCUCGUGAUGCAGUAUGCCGAGCUGACGCGCCGCGAGGUCGAGUACGUGCUGCUGAACCGCGACACGACCGAGAGCGAUCUGAAGCAGCGGCGCGAAAUCCGGGACGGGACGGCGACCUACCACAACCAGGGUGCGGUCCGAGCCGCCACCGAGGGGCGCCUGCUCGUGAUCGAGGGUGUGGAGAAGGCUGAGCGAAACGUGCUGCCGAUCCUGAACAACCUGCUGGAGAACCGCGAGAUGCACCUGGAGGAUGGCCGGUUUCUCAUCUCGGCCAAGAACUACGAUUCGCUGCGGCAGCGCUACGAUCGGGAGCAGCUGGACCGGUGGGGACUGGUGCGCGUAUCGGAGGAGUUCCGGGUGGUGGCACUCGGUCUCCCGGUGCCACGGUACCGGGGCGCACCGCUAGAUCCACCGCUCCGUUCCCGCUUUCAAGCCCGGGACGUACCGGAUCUGCCAUACGUUGAGGUGCUGCUGGAGGCGAAGGAGCUGGCCGGUGGGCUCGCCCCUCCCGACGUUCUGACGCGUCUCGUUUCCUUUGCUUACGCUGUACAAUCGGCCACGGCCGGUUCCCUGCCCGACUUCCCGAUCGACAACCUACGCUACGCCGGGCUGCUGCUGCGCAACAACGGCUCGCUGACGGUUCACGAGCUGAUCGAGCGGCUCUACCCGUACCGGGUGUUUCUGGAGAAGGAAGGUAUCGGGCUGGUGGCCAGCUUGCUCGACUCACUCCAGAUACCCGGUGGCCCCUUGAAGGAUGGAACGCAGGGCGGGGAUGGUGACCGCCGUGGGGUGUUACCGCCACUGACGGUUGCCUCGGUUGAACCGGCGGCCAACGAUCCGGUGGGGCUGCUGCAGGUGUCGCUACAACCGCGCACCGGCGGUGGCACCCCGGUUACGGUGCAGGUGGCACGUGGCACACCAGGUGCAUCGGUGGAUCAGCGUGAUCGCUAUGUCCCAACCGCUUAUCAGGCCGGUCUGCUGGCCGACCUACUGCAGACGAUCGCCGUCGGUGACGUGUGCCUGGUGGGGCCGCGUGGUUGCGGCAAAUCCGUGCUCGCCCAGCAGCUCUGCCUGACACUCGACCGGCAGCAGACGGAAACGAUGGUCCUGUACCAGGAUAUGACGGCCCGCGAUCUUCUGCAGAAGCGCACGACACGCCCGAACGGGGACACGGUGUGGCAGGACUCACCGCUGCUCGCGGCCGCCCUAGCUGGCCACGCGGUCAUCCUCGAUGGCAUCCACCGGUUGCACCACAGUACGCUCGCCAUCCUGCACCGGCUGGUGCACGAUCGCGAGAUGCAGCUGUACGAUGGGCGCCGACUGCUGCACCACGAGCGCUACGAUCGAUUGGUGGCAGCGGAAGGUGGUUCGGGCGACCCGACUGCCACCAAGGCCACCGGUGAGCUACUGCGCAUCCAUCCCGGGUUCCGGAUUAUCGCACUGGCCGAACCGAACGGUCGCCGGGAGGCCGGGACCGGGUACGGUGGUACGGCCACCAGUUGGAUCGCCCCGGAAACGCUCAAUCUGUUUCUGUUCCACGAGGUGCGCGGGCUGAGCGAACGCGAAGAGCGUACACUGUUGGAUACCCUGUACGGUCCGCUCGACGGAACGAUGGAGCAGAUCGUGGACCUAGCGCACCGUCUGCGCUCAUCAGGGGACCCAGUGAUGCGCACACUCUCGACCAACCUGUCCACGCGCCAGCUGCUCCGCAUUGCUCGUCGGUUGCGCCAGUACGGGGAGCGGGCGGCCCAACGGAACGCGGCCGAUAUCGUGCACGCCACUUUUCUCAGCAAGUUCAUGCCUAACCUAGCCCGGAACGUGCUCGAGUCGGCGAUGGAGCGUACCGGCAUUCGGCAGCAGGGCGGAUCGGCGACAGGGGACGCAAACGACACCGCCGAUCCGAAGACACCGUUGGUCGAGUUGCUGGAGGGUGGCUCGGUGUUGCGGCUCGGGCGCACCGUGGUACGCCGGUACGAGACGGAAGCCAUCAGCAAGGUGCCCGACAUCGUGUUCUACGAUGUACCGCAGCACCUGCGGCUGAUGGAGCGCCUGCUGCAGGACUUUCUGCUCGGCGAGCAUCUGCUGCUGGUGGGCAACCAGGGUGUGGGCAAGAACAAGAUCGCUGACCGGUUGCUGCAGCUGAUGAACCGACCGCGCGAAUACAUCCAGCUGCACCGCGACACGACGGUCCAAUCUCUGACGCAGCAAGCGACGGUGCGGGACGGGCGCAUCGAGUACGAGGAUUCGCCGCUGGUGAAGGCGGUCCGGGCUGGCCACGUGCUGGUGGUCGACGAGGCCGACAAGGCACCGAUCCACGUGACCUGCAUCCUCAAGACGCUCGUCGAAAACGGCGAGAUGCUGCUGUCGGACGGUCGCCGAAUCUGCCCACCGUCGGUGGCCACUAGUGCUGAUGACCACCGGCUCAUCCCAACGCACCCGGACUUCCGGCUGGUGGUGCUGGCCAACCGACCUGGGUUUCCCUUCCUCGGCAACGACUUUUUUUCGGCCCUCGGUGACCUCUUCUCCUGCCACGCGGUCGACAAUCCGUCGCCAGACUCCGAGCUCUACCUGCUGCGGCAAUACGGCCCGAGCGUUUCGCCGGCCCUCAUCCGCCAGCUGGUCGAUGCGUUUGCCGAGCUGCGCGAUAUGGCCGACGCUGGUACCCUGCACUAUCCCUACUCGACCCGAGAGGUGGUCGCGAUCGUGAAGCAUCUCGAACGCUUCCCGAGCGAUCCGCUGGCGGAGCUGAUCGGCAACGUACUCGACCACGACCGGUACGCACCGGAAACGCUCGAGCAGGUGACCGCGGUACUGUUACGGCACGGACUCCCGAUCGGAGAGUAUGCGGAGGGCUGUGAGGCGGUUGCGGCCUUGCGCCGCCAGCGCCAACUCCAGCUGACCGUGCGUAGCCACAGCGGGAAGGGCGUGUCGGGACCGAAGCACGGUAAGGUCGACCCGAACAACGAUCCGCACGUGGGUGGCAACACUUGGGCCGGUGGUACCGGGGGCCGCGAUACGGCUGGGCUUGGUGGCAAGGGUGGACCAUACCGGCUGGACGGGGGCCACCCGGUUCACCAGCUGUCGGAUGCGGAGAAGGAUGCGGUGCCAGAGUCGGUGAAGCAGGCGGCCCGCGAGAUGAACCGGAAGGCGUUCGAGGAGAAGCUUCGCGAGAUCCAGAUGAGCCCGUACGAGCACAAGGUGUACGAGCAGUACAGUGAGCCGGUUCGGCGCCAGGUGCAGCAACUCCGCAUCACGCUGCAGGCACUGCAGGCGAGGGCCCACGAGCGCCAGUGGCAGAAGCAUCGCACGGCCGGCGAGCUUGACGAUACCAAGCUGGUGGAGGGGAUCACGGGCGAGCGGGCGAUCUACAAGCAGCGGGCGGAACAGGAACCAGAACCAGGCCAACCUCAGGAGCGCCCGAAGCGGCUCAAGCUCGUCGUCGACGUGUCCGGGUCGAUGUACCGUUUCAACGGGUACGACGGGCGGCUCGAUCGGCAGCUCGAGGCGACCGCCAUGGUGAUGGAGGCGUUCGAUGGGUUUGAGGCGAAGAUCCGGUACGACAUAGUCGGGCACAGUGGCGAAGCGGUCGUCAUACCGUUCGUGACCGACAAGAACCCACCGAAGGACGACAAGCGCCGGCUCGAGACGCUCAAGAUGAUGCACGCACAUUCGCAGUUCUGCUGGAGCGGUGAUCAUACGCUGGCCGCGACCGAACAGGCGGUCGACGAGAUGGCUCACGAGGACUGCGACGAAGCGAUCGUGAUCGUGCUGAGCGAUGCAAAUCUGGCCCGGUACGGUAUCUCGCCCCGGCGCCUCAACGAGGCGCUCGGCCGUCAGCUGCCCAAGGUGCGGGCACACGUCGUGUUCAUUGGCAGCCUGGGCGAUGAGGCGCAGAUCGUCGCGAACGAGAUGGCCGCCGAUCGGGCCUUCGUUUGCAUGAACCUGGACCAGCUGCCACAGAUCAUGCGGCAAAUCUUUGCUUCCUCGCUGUUACACUAACACAGCCACGGAUACUGCUGUAUUUUGUACGGCAGCUACUACUACCUCGAGUUGACCCAUUCCUCCCGUGCUAAUCCUUGAUUGUACAUAACCUUCAGCCUUCAUGUUUUAGACAAUAAAAAGUGGCCAAGCCACCAUGUAGCAGAAGUAA
Molecule: messenger RNA, 4690 nt
Organism: Anopheles aquasalis
Lineage: Eukaryota; Metazoa; Arthropoda; Insecta; Diptera; Culicidae
Gene: c12.2
Product: von Willebrand factor A domain-containing protein c12.2
Cellular component (GO): cytoplasm
Molecular function (GO): ATP hydrolysis activity; ATP binding
Source: RefSeq, a predicted model, not a curated record